UGGGACAGCAUCCUCGUCUUUUAAUGACUAUAAACUGGAGUCUUUGCGACUUUUGUUUGACUCCAAGAUCCUGUUUGAUAUCCAUUUAGCAACACAUCAUUUAUAGCCAGGCGACAUGGAUAAGGACGAAAAGAUUGUCUGCAGCGACAUGCCGGCAGACGUUGAGAUGGGCAGCGGGAACACGGAGGUCAUCCCGUCCAGCGGCCUGAAGCGUGAAUUAGGGUCCCGACACAUCAACAUGAUUGCUGUCGCUGGCAUGAUCGGAACGGGACUGUUCCUCAGCUCCGGGCAAGUCAUCGCGACAGCAGGUCCAGUCGGAGCUCUGCUAGCCUAUACACUCAUGGGUUUCGUCACAGCAGGUGUUGCGUAUACCACUGGAGAAAUCACAGCAUUUAUGCCAUCGACUGGCGGUUUCGUCCGUCAUGCGACCAAGUUUGUUGAACCUGCACUCGGUGCUGCCACUGGCUGGAACUUUUGGUACACCAUGGCAAUCAACAUGCCCGCCGAGAUCAGCGCCGCAGCCAUGCUCGUUCAGUUCUGGAACACAUCAGUCAAUCCAGGCGUCUGGAUCACCAUCUUCCUCGUCUUCAUCAUCGUCGCCAAUCUUUGCGGAGCCAAACUCUACGGAGAGUCCGAAGUCGUCUUUGCAUCCCUCAAAAUCAUGCUUAUUAUCGGUCUGAUCAUUGGUGGGCUUGUCAUUGACCUCGGUGGAGCACCGAAUCACGAACGGCUUGGCUUUCGGUACUGGAUCCAUCCAGGAGCCUUCAACACUUACAUCAAAGAAGGCUCAGCUGGACGGUUUCUCGCGUUCUGGAAAGCAAUGCUCCCUGCUGCUUUCAGCUACGGUAAUAUCCAAGUCGUGGCCAUUUCAGGUUCGGAGACAAAGAAUCCUAGAAAGCUCAUCCCGGCCGCGACAAAGAAGACCUUUUACAGAAUAUUCUUCUUUUACUUCUGCAGUAUUUUCAUCGUUGGUCUUAUUGUACCAUACAAUGACCCAGCUCUCGGCGUCUCUACUGGAACCGCUUCGCAGUCCCCGUUCGUCAUCGCCUUCCAACGAUCAGGCGUGUCAGUCGUCCCCUCGAUCAUCAACGCCGUCGUAUGUACCUCAGCCAUAAGCAGCGGAUCUGCUUGCAUUUUCAUCGCCUCUCGAACGCUCUUCGGUCUCAGCUGCGACGGUCACGCUCCUCAGUUCUUCCAACGUUGCAACCGAUUCGGCACCCCUCACUAUGCAGUUGGUAUGAGCUGCCUAUUGUCUCCUCUCGUGUAUUUGACAGUUGUGAACAACACCUCCGUGGUAUUCUCAUGGUUUGUGAACAUCACGACUGUUGCUGGCCUCAUCGGCUGGGUGGUUAUCCAAGUGACGUAUCUCCGUUUCUUCGCGGGUCUCAAGAAACAAGGUUACAGUAGAGAAGAUCUCCCCUACAAGAGUCCCUUCCAGCCAUACGUGGCUUGGGCGACGUUGCUCGUGGUUUCCUUAGUCAUCCUGUUUUGUGGGUUUGACGUUUUCGUGAAGGGCCACUUCACUGCCCAAGGAUUCAUCACAUGUUACAUCAACAUCGCCAUCUUUGCUAUGCUUUACGCAAUAUUCAAGAUCCGGCUCAGGUCUAAGGUCAUACCGACUUCAGAGAUUGAGCUCAGUGAUGAGUUUCGAUCAAUUCGGGAGGAGAAGCAGCAGGAGGAAGCUGAUCAACAGCACAAAUAAAUCGACAUUCACAUUUUUAAUACAUAGCUACUUCCCAUAAAUACAAUUUGAUAAUACCAAUAUCCAAG
Fusarium verticillioides 7600 is the source of this 1770-nucleotide messenger RNA. RefSeq lists its product as hypothetical. Gene Ontology annotation, cellular component: membrane. Gene Ontology annotation, molecular function: amino acid transmembrane transporter activity. The transcript is spliced from 7 exons. The record is from RefSeq and is a predicted model, not a curated record. Gene Ontology annotation, biological process: amino acid transmembrane transport. The coding region runs from base 116 to 1702 and encodes 528 amino acids. NCBI's taxonomy places the organism in Eukaryota, Fungi, Ascomycota, Sordariomycetes, Hypocreales, Nectriaceae.